This is a messenger RNA of Daphnia magna, 1194 nucleotides long. RefSeq lists its product as uncharacterized. NCBI's taxonomy places the organism in Eukaryota, Metazoa, Arthropoda, Branchiopoda, Diplostraca, Daphniidae. The record is from RefSeq and is a predicted model, not a curated record. Gene Ontology annotation, molecular function: nucleic acid binding. The coding region runs from base 1 to 1152 and encodes 383 amino acids. The transcript has 2 exons.
AUGGACCCAACCAAGAAAAACGUAGAACUAACAAAUGUUGACUGGAGUGAUGAAAUCUUGAUGACUUGGAUUGAAGAAGAUACUCCGCAAUUGGAAAUAAGUGAAACGCUACCAACAGGAAACGACUGGGAAGACGAACUCUUAGCUAAUCUAAUGGGUAAUGAAGUUAAAAGUGAUAUACAAAUUAGUGCGAACGCAAGUGAAAGUAUGCAGAUAUCUCGGAAUAUAAGUAUGGAAGAAGACGUAACAAGAUACAGCAAAAGUGACAGUGAUUGUGAAUUUAUGCAAAAGAAAAGAUACAGCAAUAGUGAAAGCGAUUGUGAAUUUAUACAAGAGAAAAGUUCUAUAUCACCAUCAGAAACGGAAGAAGAAGAAACAUCAUCGAGUAAAGUGGGUUACUACUACAGUAAAAUAGAAAGUGACUUAGACCCAUCGUCGUCAGACAGUGAAAUGGCCGCCAACUGUAAGACAGUAAGUGUAAUCAACAACGAAGAAGAACAGGAAACGUGUGACAACGGCACCAAUAUCACGGCAGGAGAAAAGGAGCUCAGGCAAGGGAUCGAAAAUCUCAAUUCGACGCGGGUGGCAGCAGAAUUCAUCGACCGCGGGAUCACUUGGAAAUUCUCCCCACCGUAUGCGCCGCAUUUUGGUGGUAUUUGGGAGCGUCUGAUUGGCUCCAGCAAGAGAGCCAUAAGCGCCGUUUUGGAAAACCGCUCGGUGACCGACGAAGUCCUUCGCACGGUUUUCGCAGAAGUAGCCUCACUUCUGAACUCACGGCCUUUGACCAACGUUCAAACUGAUCCGUCAGAGCCAGAGCCGCUCACUCCGUAUCACUUUAUUCUCGGUACCCCCCAUCCUCACCGAGCGCCUGAUACUGAAGAAGCAUUCCAUGGCCUCACGCGGCGGAAGUGGAAGCAGGCCCAGUUCAUUGUGGACCAGUAUUGGAGACGCUGGAUGAAAGAAUACCUUCCGACUCUCAUCGAGCGGAAAAAAUGGGAAAGAACUGUCCGUCCGAUCAGAGUUGGUGACGUCGUCAUGAUUAUGGACGAGAAUAGCAGAAGGGGCGAUUGGUUGAUAGGGAGCGUUACGAAAGUGUUGCCCGGAAGCGACGGAAUUGUCCGCGCGGCAACCGUAAAAACUGAACGUUCCUAACUAACCCGCCCGGUUGUCAAACUUUGCUUCAUUUCAGGUUCU